AUGUUGAGUUUUGAAGAAAGAUUAGCAACCUUUCAAAACUGGCCACGAAAAUUUACAGAAACUUUUAUAAAUAAUUUGUGCGUGUUAGGUCAUUAUUCAAUUAGAGAACUAACUGAAGGCUUCAUCACUAAAUGUAUAUACUGUGAUUCUGAACACAAUAAUUGGGAUAUAAAUGAUGAUCCAUUUACAGAACAUAAGAAUAGUAAUUGUCCAAUCUUUUCUUUACAUACAAAAAUAGGAAGAGAGAAAGUAAACAGCCUAACUAAUUUCAGCUGCUCUUGUAAAGCUAUUUGUAUAGAACUGAGAAAAAACACAAAAUUUAUAUUUUGUCCAUCAUGUGGAAAAAACAAAGAAUUCAGUGAUAUUGAAAGUGCAUUAGUCCACAGUUGUUGUGACUGUGUUUCAGUUAAGAAAAUCACAGCUAAAUCAAAUAAUUACUAUGUUGACUUUUUUAAGGGAAGAUACAACUCAAUGAUUCUUCAGUAUUUAAAUCCAAAAUCUCUAUCAAUUAAUGAAUCAGAUUUAGACUUAAUUGAAUACGUUGUAUCAAAUUCUAAUACUUCUUUAUUAAGUCCUGCAAUUGAAUCAAUUGAAAUUGGUUUAAAUAAAUUAGCAAAAGAAAUUGAAUCUGAAUGUGUAAAGAUUGAAAAAGAAAAAAUUAGUAAAAUUGAAUUGGUUUAA
Molecule: messenger RNA, 681 nt
Organism: Hepatospora eriocheir
Lineage: Eukaryota; Fungi; Microsporidia; Hepatosporidae
Source: the annotation of a GenBank genome assembly